Quercus lobata is the source of this 1074-nucleotide messenger RNA. RefSeq lists its product as uncharacterized. The record is from RefSeq and is a predicted model, not a curated record. The transcript has 2 exons. The coding region runs from base 1 to 1074 and encodes 357 amino acids. NCBI's taxonomy places the organism in Eukaryota, Viridiplantae, Streptophyta, Magnoliopsida, Fagales, Fagaceae.
AUGGCCUUAAGUAAGCUUCUAGGCAAUGGCUUGCCAAGUUUUUUGGAACUUUGCUUUAGCUUGGCUUCAUUCAUUCAAUCCAAAGCUGAUUAUUCUCUGUUUACUAGAAGGCAAGUUGAUGUUUUCAUGGUUCUUUUGGUGUAUGUGGAUGAUGUCUUAAUAGAUUGUAAUGAUAAGGUUGAGAUAGACAGGUUCGAGGUUAUGCUAGAUGACAAGUUCAAGCUAAAGGACUUAGGUGACUCGAAGUACUUUCUUGGGCUGGAGGUUGCAAGGUUAGACAAAGGGAUUGCCCUUUGUCACAGAAAGUACACACUUGAGGUUCUUAAUGAUGCUGGUAUGCUAGGAUGUAAGCCAGCUAAGACACCUAUGGAACAAAGCCUAAAAUUAAGUAAGUUGGAGGGAGAAGAGCUUAAUGAUCCAAGCAGCUACAGAAGACUAGUAGGCAGGUUAUUGUAUUUGACAAUCACAAGGCCAAACAUCACUUUUGAUGUCCAUAAAUUUAGCCAAUACAUGUCUAGACCAAGAAAACCACAUCUGGAUGCAGCCUAUAGAAUCUUACAAUACUUGAAAAGUGAACCAGGAAAGGGUCUUAUGUUCUCUUCUAAGACAGAUUUACACUUGAAGGGAUUUGUAGAUGCUGAUUGGGCCUUAUGUUCUGACACAAGAAAGUCUAUGACAGGUUAUAGUAUCUUCAUUGGAGAUUCUUUGGUGUCUUGGAAAUCAAAGAAGCAAUCUACGGUUUCUAGAUCCUCAGUAGAAGUUGAGUACAAGGCCACAGUAGUUGCAACAUACUGUCAUGUGGUCAAGGACAAGGUUUUGGAAAGGGUUAUCAAGCCAAAUUAUGUUAGGACUCAUUGUCAAUUAGCAGACAUGCUUACUAAAGCAUUGGGGUACAAUCAAUUUUCUAAUCUUGUUGGCAAGAUGGGAAUGAUAAAUAUACACACACCAGUUGCUCUUGAGAGGGAGUAUCAGAGUGUAGAAAGUGUUGAGCACAAGGAAGUAGCAAGAUCAGAGGAUGUAAGAGCAGUGGAGCUUGAUCAGAACAACAAACACUGCAUAAACGACAUUAGAUAG